Messenger RNA from Chrysemys picta bellii (western painted turtle), 10510 nucleotides. RefSeq names its product adenylate cyclase 5 (gene ADCY5). The record is from RefSeq and is a predicted model, not a curated record. Gene Ontology annotation, molecular function: adenylate cyclase activity. Gene Ontology annotation, cellular component: plasma membrane. NCBI's taxonomy places the organism in Eukaryota, Metazoa, Chordata, Testudines, Emydidae. Gene Ontology annotation, biological process: intracellular signal transduction; adenylate cyclase-activating G protein-coupled receptor signaling pathway; cAMP biosynthetic process.
GAAUGUCUCUCGAGGCGGCGCGUGCGAGCGCGGCCAAGGGGAGCGAUGCAGCUGGCGGGGUCUGGGGGAGCCAGCGCUUCAGAGCAGCGUCUCCUGUAAGAGCCAUCGGGCAGCUCCGCAACUAGCUGGAUUUUUGCAUUGCGUAGGGAAAGGAACCGCUCUGCUGUUGAAUUAAAACAAAAUUAUUAUUUUUUUGGCAUGGAAGGGUGAGGGCUUGCACCCUAGGCGGACGGCAGUGAUCUGAAGCAAAAGCCAGGUCCGCAGCAGACGGAGGAGGAUGUGUGAAUGAAUUGCCAGGUCCCCUUCGAUCCUGCUUUGCAGAGACGGCUGCAUUGCCCCUGGAAGACCAGACCAUCGCUAGUUCUUCUGGCUCAUUUGGUGUGUCUGCAGCGGAGAUAGCGCAUCGCCCCGCAGCGGGAGCUGCUGGCUAGAACCUGCCCCCGUGCGCUCUGCUGGCUGGGAAAUCGCCCUGUGAGCUAGCGGGUGGCUCCGGCUCUCCAAAGGAGCCGAUUGAUUUGGUCCCCCCAGCUCCCCGGACACUCAUGCUGAGUCUGCUGAAGGGAAAGCUCAGUGUAUGUCCCCUCUGUAAAGGAUACAUCCACUCCUCCAGACCAUUAGUGUACUGAGAGCCUAAAAACCAUCCAAUCCACGCUCCUCAUUUGCUGCAGCGCUCUCCGCUGGGGCGAGGAGGGAUUUUGAUCAUCUCUAGGACAUGUUUUCUUUUUCUGUGCGACUAACCGCCAAAGAUUGGUCCCAGCACCGCCCUCCCUCUGCCCUUCGUAGUUUGGUUCCGAGUCCGUUCAGAUGGCCAACAAAUGGUGGUUUGGCCAGGCACUAACCCCAGGUGGGAGUUGUCAUCACUGAUUCUCUUCUGCCUUCCACGCAGCAGCCCGCGCAGAAAUGUGCUGGCUCGUCAGCACGCUUCUUGUAAGGUACCUUGGAGCGGGAGCCUUCGCUUCUCGUGCCGGGAUAAUUGUUUUGAUCCAAGAGAGGAUUUGCAGUUUUCCAAUGCUAAUAAAACUGAGUAGUCUGGGGCAGUGAUUCUGGUUUAUGGUGGGAGUUCAGGUGAUUUUCCUCUCUCCUUCCCCAGCCCCCUUCCUGUGAAAGUUCCGUAUAAUUAUUUAAACAAAUGACCAGUUCCCUAGAGAAUUGGGAGAGGAAAUGACAGAUUGGGGAGAACCCUCUAGGAAGCUACCCCUGGGAUUCCAGGUAUUUAUGAGGCACUUGUAGCAAGCUCCAGGAGACCCCAGUUUGUAGAGGGGAGGGUGGUUGUUCACCGAAUUGGCUGUGCUCUCCUGACAACUAGCAGGAAUCUUGUAUCACUGACAACCUGAGACUUUUGUGUGAACCAGGACUUUGCCAAAGAAGGAAGGAUCUGCAGUUUUCGCUCCCCUUGCAUUGUUCCCUUGACGCUAGGAGAAAGAUGCUCAGAAGCUCAGGUCCCUCCUGGCUGUGAGUGGACUUUUUUUCUUUUCUUUGUGGCUUGUCCCCUUUCCCAACACACUUUUUGCUACAGGGCAUGUCCCGGCCCAACAGUGUGAGCCCCCCGGGCUUCGGAGCCCCUGCACCUCGGGGAGGCACCGAGCAGCAUCGAUCCGCCUGGGGGGAAGCAGAGUCCAGGGCCAAUGGCUAUUCCUAUCCCCUUGCCCCAAACAGGUCAUCGAGCAAGAAGCCUUCUCGCAUGGCGAGCAGGUGGAGGAGUGAGGAAGACUACGAGCCUCAGCCUAACAGGAACCAGGGGGAGAGCGGUUGCAGGAUGAUGAGUUUUAGAUCCAAGUCGGCCUGGCAGGAGCACGGCGAAGAUAGUCGCCACCAGCGCAGAGGGAAUCCCACUUUUACCACCAGCCCUCGGCACUUUGGGGAACUGGGCGAGGUGCGGCCCCGGUCCGUGGAGCUGGGGCUGGAGGAGAAGCGGAUCAAGGCCAAGAUUGAGGAGCUGGAGGAGGAGGAAAGGGACUCCCAGGUGGCCUUCUCCAUGGGCAGCUGCUGCGGCAGCCUGUUGCAGAUCUUCAGGUCCAAGAAGUUCCAGUCGGAGAAGCUGGAGCGUCUCUACCAGCGCUACUUCUUCCGGCUCAACCAGAGCAGCCUCACCAUGCUGAUGGCCGUGCUGGUGCUGGUGUGCCUGGUCAUGCUGAUCUUCCACGUCGUGUACGGUCACUACAAGGUGCCCUACGUGGUGGUGCUCUCGCUGGCCAUCCUGCUGGUGGUGGUGUUGUGCGUGCUGUGCAACCGCAACGACUUCCACCAGGACCACAUGUGGCUGGUGUGCUACUCGGUCAUCCUGGCCAUCGUGGCCGUGCAAGUGGUGGGGGUGCUGCUGGUCUGGCCCAGGAGCGCCUCCGAGGGCAUCUGGUGGACUGUCUUCUUCAUCUACAGCAUUUACACGCUGCUGCCAGUCAGGAUGAGGGCUGCGGUCAUCAGCGGGGUGGUCCUCUCAGCAAUCCACCUGGCCAUCUCCUUGAAGACCAACGCAGAGGACAAGUUCCUGUUAAAGCAGCUGGUCUCCAAUGUUCUCAUCUUCUCCUGCACAAACAUUGUAGGAGUGUGUACGCAUUACCCAGCAGAGGUGUCUCAAAGACAAGCAUUCCAAGAGACCAGGGAGUGCAUUCAGGCCAGGCUACAUUCUCAAAGGGAGAACCAGCAACAGGAGCGGCUCCUGCUCUCUGUACUUCCUCGUCACGUUGCCAUGGAGAUGAAAGCCGACAUUAAUGCCAAACAGGAGGAUAUGAUGUUUCAUAAGAUCUACAUCCAGAAGCACGACAAUGUCAGCAUCCUCUUUGCAGACAUAGAGGGGUUCACCAGCCUGGCCUCCCAGUGUACAGCUCAGGAGCUGGUCAUGACGCUGAAUGAGCUCUUUGCCAGAUUUGAUAAGCUUGCAGCUGAAAAUCACUGUUUACGUAUAAAAAUCUUGGGCGAUUGCUACUACUGCGUGUCUGGAUUACCAGAAGCAAGAGCUGACCAUGCACACUGCUGUGUUGAAAUGGGAAUGGACAUGAUAGAGGCUAUCUCAUUGGUCCGGGAGGUGACAGGAGUCAACGUGAACAUGAGGGUUGGGAUCCACAGUGGGAGAGUUCACUGUGGAGUCUUGGGCCUCAGGAAGUGGCAGUUUGAUGUGUGGUCAAAUGAUGUCACGCUAGCCAAUCACAUGGAAGCCGGAGGUAAAGCAGGGCGAAUCCACAUUACCAAAGCAACCUUGAAUUAUCUGAAUGGAGACUACGAGGUGGAGCUGGGUUUUGGAGGCGAACGCAAUGCUUACCUCAAGGAGCACAGUAUAGAGACCUUCCUGAUUGUAUGCUGCAGUCAAAAACGGAAAGAUGAGAAAGCGACAAUAGCCAAGAUGAACAGACAGCGCACCAAUUCCAUCGGCCAUAACCCUCCACACUGGGGUGUGGAUCGCCCCUUUUACAACCAUCUGGGUGCUCACCAGGUCUCCAAGGAGAUGAAGAGAAUGGGUUUUGAGGAUCCCAAGGACAAGAACACGCAAGAAAGCAUGAACCCGGAGGAUGAGGUGGAUGAGUUUCUGGGCCGUGCAAUCGAUGCCAGAAGUAUUGAUCGGUUACGCUCUGAGCAUGUUCGCAAGUUUCUCUUAACAUUCAGGGAGCCUGACUUAGAGAAGAAGUACUCCAAGCAAGUGGACGACAGAUUUGGAGCCUAUGUGGCUUGUGCCUCCCUCGUCUUCCUCUUCAUCUGCUUUGUCCAAAUCACAAUAGUGCCCCACUCUACAUUUAUGUUGGGUUUUUACCUGACCAGUUUUUUGAUCCUGACCACAGUGGUGUUUGUUUCGGUCAUUUACUCCUGCGUAAAGCUUUUCCCAGCUCCACUCCAGACUCUCGCAAGGAAGAUUGUUCAAUCCAGGACCAAUAGCACCUUAGUUGGGGUCUUCGCCAUUAUACUGGUUUUUCUGUCAGCCUUUGUCAACAUGUUCAUGUGCAGCACUGUGGAUCUUGUCAGCUGUGUGGCUACAGAAUAUAACAUCACUCCCGACCAGGUGGACAUAUGCCAUAUCAGCAACUCAUCUUUCAAUUACAGCCUGGGCACCUGGCAGGGAUUCUGUGGCAGUUCCCUGCCCAAUUGCAACUUCCCAGAGUAUUUUACCUACAGUGUCUUACUGAGUCUCCUGGCCUGCUCUGUGUUCCUUCAGAUCAGCUGCAUCGGGAAACUGAUCCUAAUGUUGAUCAUCGAAUUCAUAUACGUUCUCAUUGUGGAGGUGCCAGGGGUGAACCUCUUUGACAAUGCAGAUCUUCUGGUUGCAGCCAACACUGUUGAGUUCUCUAAUGGAACAUCAACAUGCUCCCAGAAAGCGUCGAGAGUGGCACUGAAGAUUGUGACCCCUAUCGUCAUAACUGUUUUUGUCCUGGCAUUAUAUCUGCAUGCCCAGCAGGUGGAAUCCACAGCAAGGCUCGACUUCCUUUGGAAACUGCAGGCCACUGAAGAGAAAGAGGAAAUGGAGGAGCUACAGGCCUACAAUAGACGCCUCCUCCACAACAUCUUGCCAAAGGACGUGGCAGCCCAUUUCCUGGCACAAGAGCGGCGAAACGAUGAGCUGUAUUACCAGUCCUGUGAGUGCGUGGCUGUCAUGUUUGCCUCCAUCAGCAACUUCUCGGAGUUCUACGUGGAGUUAGAGGCAAACAACGAAGGGGUGGAAUGUUUGAGACUCCUCAACGAAAUUAUUGCAGACUUUGAUGAAAUAAUAAGUGAGGACCAAUUUCGGCAGCUGGAGAAGAUCAAAACCAUUGGCAGUACGUACAUGGCUGCUUCAGGCCUCAAUGACUCUACUUAUGACAAGGUGGGAAAAUCACACAUCAAAGCUCUGGCUGACUUUGCCAUGAAGUUAAUGGACCAAAUGAAGUACAUUAAUGAGCAUUCGUUCAACAACUUCCAGAUGAAAAUAGGGUUAAAUAUUGGUCCUGUGGUAGCUGGGGUAAUAGGCGCACGAAAACCUCAAUAUGACAUCUGGGGAAACACAGUCAAUGUAGCCAGUCGAAUGGACAGUACAGGUGUUCCUGACAGAAUUCAGGUGACCACAGACAUGUACCAGGUUUUAGCAGCCAACGGCUAUCAGCUGGAAUGUCGAGGGGUUGUUAAGGUAAAAGGUAAAGGAGAAAUGACCACCUACUUCCUAAACGAAGGACCGCCGAUCAGUUAACAGCAACCAUGUAACAACUUUAACAAUGGCAUUUGCAUGGAGAAGAAUUGCUGUUUAGCUGUGGACCCAAACGUACAGCGCAGUUGCAUUUUUUCAUGCAACGACUUUAGAGCAUGGUUCUGACAAGCAAAUGAACUUUAGCACAUGCCAUGCAGUGCAGAAGAAAGAAAACACUGUGGAUUAAUUCCCAGUGGAGUGCUAAAUCGACCAAAGAUGCAUCUCUAUGGAAUUCCCAGUUAAACGAAAUGAAUUUGAGGUUUGAAAAUGAAGCUGCUGCACAGGACAUAAGAUAUUUAAAUAUUUAUUGAAGCUACACAAAAUUUUACUGGGUUGAAGGAAUGUAUGAUUCACUACAAAGCAUUAUUUUGGAAAGGAUUUGCACUCCUCUAAUAUUUCCGAUCCAUACAGUCAGUUCUUUCAAGUGUACCCCUAUUCUUUUAUUAGCUGUUUGAUAGGCUUUCAAAAUUAAAAGCGACACCCACUGUUCUACACAAAGGGCCUUUCAGAACAGCAUCGGUAAUGUUUUUAGGUUGAAAAAGACACCUUGCCCUACAAAACUGUCCCCUUUCUCUUUCAUGGCUAACGGGCUACUCUUAUGAAUAGGACUGGUACACCUCAGAUCAAGAUGAGGAAACAUGGCUCUGCAAACAUAUUUAUUAAAUGAAAGUCUUCUGUGCUCUUCUUUGGUAUAUAUCUCAGUUUACAUGUGAAAGACUAGAUGAAAACAAGAGACACUUUAGGGGGAACCCCCCCUCAACUUUCUUGUUUUUGUAUUUUUUAUUUUGUAAUAUUGAAAACAUGGAGAUCUAACAGAUAUACCAAAUUCUAUAUUUUGUAAAUUAUAUAUAUUAGAAAAAAGUCUGUCCACACCAGCGUGUGGUGGGUUGUGUAUAUAUAACCUGCAGAACUAUGUAACAUUCCGUGCAUUAUUCUCUGAAUACAGACUUGGCAGUUUUCAGAUUAAGAGUAAACAAUCAAACAACAGUUGAUGAGGUUGCAGGCCGAGUCAGAUGCAUUUUUAAGUGAAAAAUUCAGAAAACCCUACAGAAGAGGAAAAAAAUCAAGUACAAUAAUCAUUGCAAACAACUGUUCAUUUCAGGAUUCAAGAUGCAGUUGGGGCUGCUAAGGAGUGCAGUGAAUGGAAGUAGGAUGCAUGAUAAAUAACUAAGCUGUUGAGAAUAUCAGACAAGCAUAACAGGGAAGAGCACUAAGCAAAUCUUCAGCUGAAGGUAGCAAAAACUCUGUCACACUGGAACAAAAAUAAGAUCAUUUUUACAAUUCCUUUAAAAUUGUUAUUUUCUCACAGCAGCUAUUAAUAGAAUCCUGAUGAUACACAAAAAGUGUCCAAGAUACUCUAAGUGCCAUUUGCCUUUACAAAGAACUAUGUACUGCAUUGCCAGGUUGACUAUCUUGUAGCAAACAUUUAAUUAAAUUAAUGAUUCACAGCUAUUUUAAGAGUUAGGUGAUUCUGUCUUUUUAAAAAAAGACAGAUGGAUCAUUUGUAUGUGGAUUCAGGAGAUCUUUAAAUAGAGUGACAGAGAUAUCAUGUUGGACAUAUCCUCUUACUGGGGGUGGGGGGUAUAUGAAUAAUUCGUUAUGAUUUAUGUACCUUUUUUAACUUGUAAAAAAUAAACCCUUGCUAUUUUAUUUUUUAAAAAGCAUUUUAAAGCCCUAUUUUUUAUAUUCUAUGAGGGGAGAGUUUUGAUACUGAAUUUGGCUAUCACUAAAAUGACUCAAAUAUUUUGACAGUCAGUAAAGUUCUUUUCGACUCUUCUCAGGGCAAAAAUUACUGUAUUAACAACUUAAUGAUUGCACUAUAGUGGUGAUUUAUAAACUAGGUGUUUCACUUUAUUUUUUACAACAAGAGCAAGUUAAAAUGCAUGGGCCUGUCCUAAUUAAUUUACCAUGUUGCUUAGCAUCCAGCCAUUUAAACUUGAGCUUAAAUGGCACCCCUGUGAUCCUUCCUUUUCCCCUUUAAUAGGCCACAUCUUUGAAAAGUAUAGUAUAUUGACUUCUGUAAAACUGCCAAGUCUGCCCUUGUACUAUACUUUUGCUGCUUUGCAUUUGCUGAUUUGCAAAAUACUUUCGUUACAUGGCACAAUGACCACGCCCUUCCCUUCCCACCCUCUAUCCCUUUCUACCACUCACUGGGUUUCAUCACCUUCAUCAUGUACAUUCAUUUUUAGGUUUGCUUUCUACUUUACUAAAGUCUGUAUUCUUAACUUUUGAUCAGUCUGCUGCUCCACCUUGCGCAGCUGUGUUGUCAAUGAUAUUUCGAGUCCCCACUAUCUCUGACUGCGAUUGUUGACAGUGUGUCAUGAUCAUUUCAAGGGGUAUACACGAUCUUUAUUUUGGCUCCUAUAAAAAUUGAUACCGUUAUGAUUUCCCAUGGAAAUUGAAAUCUAUUUAAGUAAUUUAACUAUAUUAAACACUGUUUCACUGGUAACAUGGCUUUGUUCUACGUUUUAUUUAAGAUCUAGCUGGCUCGUGAAAAAGACAUAUUUGUGCAUCAAAUGAUCGUUAUGCACAAGUUUUAGACGUUCCAUAUUUAAAUGUAAUGUAACUGAUGUGUUCUGUAUAGAAAACCUAGAACUGUAUUUGAAUGAAGUUUUGCGACCAAUUGCACACUCCAGGUUAUCUACUGUGAGACUAUUUAAGCACAGAUCCUCUUAGCACUUAUUUGUACUAUGAACGCCCCACUAUAUGUGUGUGCUGUGUAUUGAGGAACCACCUAAGGUAAAUUAGAGCCAAUAUCAGAAAGCCUGGUUAUAUCUGGCAUAUUUAAAUAGAUGCUAGUAACUCAUGUUACUUUGAAAUAGCUACUCUACCUACAAUGCUACCGUUUUGCUGCACAUGGUUUAUUUGCUACUACUUUCGAAGUUAGCUUGUGUGACGUACAACACAAUUUUAAGGAACAGACCUGUUAGCAUGCCUAGGCAUUAGAAGGUUGAGGCACUUCUGUACAGGGGUUCAAGCUAUACCUCCUAGAACUGAGAGCAAGGCUGAUGUAAAUGCCACAUUCUGUUACAACGCUAACUCCCCAGGCCAACUGGAAGGGGAACUAGUUCUCAUCAAAAUAACACCUAAUAGCUAGAUUCACGAAGAGAUUUAAGCACAUAGAUAUUCAUACCCAACAUUUAGGCACCACUGCUGUCCUAACAGUGUCGAUGUCUGUAUUGCUGCUAGUAGGCACGGGCCAAGCCACGUAAGUGCUGAUGCUGCCCCACAGCUAAUGAGCUUUUUCACUUUCAAUAAUUAAGUAUUUACUGGGGCAAGGCCUUGAACCUGAGGCAGUCUACACCACCAUUUGUGUUGGUGUAACACACACCCCUGAGCCUGUGUGGACAGCGCUAUGUCACCAGGAAAGCGUCUCCAGCCCCUGCGAGUAGUGGGAGUAGUUAAGCUGACCGGAGAGCUCUCUCCCGGCAGCGUAGAGUGGCUACAUAAGAGAGCUUACAGUGUAGCCAUGCCCUAUCUCUCCCUGUGCAUGGUGUGGGGGAACCUGGUGAUUUCAACUUGGUGUCAGGGCCCCUAGGACUUAGGUAUAGCAACCCUGGAGUUCAUCAUAUAUCUCAAAAUAUCAAAUAAGCUGUUUUACAGGUAUAAUUUUUCAAGCACUAACUGGUCAGGCCCUAGUAUUACUGAAAAAGGAGCAGCGAUUUAGAUUGAUUAAGCACCUAACAUAUCAAUAGUGGGGUGUUUUUUUUAACUGAGUUUCCUCUUUGUUCAGAGAAAACAAGGACAAUUUUUAAAAAAUAAUAAAAACCAUUAUGAAUAAAUUAAAUCACCUCUAUUUCCUUUUGGUUAUAGAAUUCCUCCUAUUUCCCUGCCAGAGUAAAGAUAUAUGGAAUCUUGAACUAUUUGUAGUGCCGGGGGGAGGGAGGAUGCGUUAGACUAGAAACCUACAAUCAGUACUGUACUUGCUUCAUCUCCCCAGAAUCUGAAUUUCCCCUUUUUUAGUCUCAGAGGUAUACAAAUAUUGCCAUCUGCUGGAAACAAACUAUUUUACACUUCAGGUAAUCCACUAUGUUAACACCAAAACAAAACAUAGCAUCAGAGGUGGGAGAGAAGCAGGGACUAGAUCUAAUCCAACAGCAUGGUAGAAUUUCCUAAGGAAAGGGCAUGCUAUAUCCAAUAUUUACCUGCUUCUAUAAUUUCUCUCACCUAAAGUGACCAAAAGCAGCUGAAGGAAACCAAAAAACCCAUGUCACUUUUUUCUAGCCAACUCAUUAGACAAGAGUGAGUUUUUUUGUAACGUGAACAAUUUAUAGCUCGGUUGUGAUGACUUAACUCCCUGCUAAGCUAGCAUGUUUCAUCUUUAAAAUGAUUUCUGUACAUUAAUUCACAGAUGAGUAGAGCUAGAAAAAGUCCAGUUAGACCCCAAAUUCCAAGAUAAUCUUCCUGCCCAUGCAUGACUCUUCCCUUCUGUCUAUGUACCAGUGUUUUUUGUCCAGCCUAAUGUUUGUAGGCCAAGAAACAGAGCUUUCACCACUUCUCCUGGAAGGUUAUUCUCCAGUCUAAUCCAUCUCAUUGUCAGGAAGUUUUUCAGGAUCUUUAGCCUACAUUUUCCUUGUCUUAAUUUUGUCCCAUCAGGAGUAAUUAUAUCCUCUCAACAUAUUAUCCAAUCUCUCUUACACUUAACAAUUGGGUCAAUGGAGUUGCGUGAUGAAUACAAUUUCAUAUGUAAAACCCCUGUAAAAUCACUUAGAAAUGCCAAAGUUUACAGAUUUUUUGUCCCAGUUCUGCACAUGGAUCCACACAAGCAGCCCCAUAUUGACAUUACUGGGGAUUCUAGAGGCAGAUUCCUGUGCCCUUAUGGAGCUAUUUGCAGGAUCAGAGCACUACUGGGGCUUUCUUCCAUUAUCACUUAAAAAAAAAAAAGUAAAAUGCCUCUGCAACACAUUCAAUUAUGCAAAACCACUAAUACUAUAAUUCACACAACAUGCAUUUUUACAAUGAGUGGCUGCUACACAAACAUGUAGCUUUCCUGCUAUUACCGUCUUACCAAGUGCCAAGCCAAAACAGCAUAUGUUUAGUGUUUGUAAAUGGUAAUGCAUUUCUACUUAUUACUUAAUCUGGGAUUCAAAAAAGCAAUUCAUGUGGUGGGGUGGGGAGAGACCUAAACAGAUGUCAUUCCUUCUUUGCUAAAGAAACUAGUAAUUAUUAAAGAUACGGUAAUGGGUGUUGAAUAACCUCACCAUUUAAAAAAACUGACAGACUUUAAAACAAUAGUGUUCUACCUCCAGUCAGCCAUUUGAUGCAAAGAAAAUGAGUUCUUUAGGACAAAAAAGUGAUUGGAUUGAAUCUGCUACAUUACCAACUACAUAUUCAAACUUUCAAAAAAAAAACAAAAAAAAAACCAAA